Molecule: messenger RNA, 7520 nt
Organism: Nilaparvata lugens (brown planthopper)
Lineage: Eukaryota; Metazoa; Arthropoda; Insecta; Hemiptera; Delphacidae
Product: RNA polymerase II subunit A C-terminal domain phosphatase
Cellular component (GO): nucleus
Molecular function (GO): RNA polymerase II CTD heptapeptide repeat phosphatase activity
Source: RefSeq, a predicted model, not a curated record
CCCGGUCAAUAUGGGCGCAAAAGAAGUGUUGAUUUGUCUUCCCGCAGGAAAAUCGGCGAAAAUUAUUAAAUGGAAGGUCGAAGAAGGAACUAUUGUGUACGAAGGGCGAGUAAUACUUCUUUACGAUGUAAGUACAAAUGGAGUUGAAGAAGAACACAAGAAAUUAAAGGCUACUGAAGUUGGAACUGUUCGUAAACUCUUGGUCAAGGAGGGGGAACUCGUCUCUGGUGGUGGUCCAGUACUGGAGUUGGAGCGAGGAUGUUCGCAUCCGACUGUGAUGAACGAUUUGUGCGCUGAAUGUGGAACAGACCUGAGGAAAGAAGAGCAGUCGGGUCAGUGUGCUUCGGUGCCCAUGGUUCAUUGCAUUCCCGAUCUCAAAAUCAGUGAAGAGCACGCACAGAUAAUCGGAAAAGCUGACGAAGAACGACUACUAAAAGAUAGAAAACUAGUUCUGCUAGUUGACUUGGAUCAAACGUUAAUCCACACCACAAACGAUAACAUUCCAAAUAAUCUCAAGGAUGUUUUUCAUUUUCAAUUGUACGGCCCAAAAUCUCCAUGGUAUCACACUCGAUUUCGUCCAAGGACAAACCAAUUCCUUAUGGCGAUGAGUGAAUACUACGAACUCCACAUCUGCACUUUCGGUGCCCGAAACUAUGCUCAUAUGAUUGCCAGAUUCUUGGAUCCUGAUGGGAAAUUUUUCUCCCAUAGAAUAUUGUCCAGAGACGAAUGCUUCAAUCCAAAUUCAAAGAUGGCAAACCUCAAGGCGCUUUUCCCUUGCGGAGAUAAUAUGGUGUGCAUCAUUGACGACAGAGAAGACGUUUGGAAUUUCGCGCCCAACUUGAUCCAUGUGAAGCCGUACCAUUUUUUCAGUCACACCGGAGACAUCCAUGCUCCUCCCGGGCUCUCCAAAUGUGAAAAUGAUGAGAAAGAAGGCAUCGAUUUCUCUCAAUUCGCUGAAGGAACCAAAGUAAAAUCAAAAGCUGGAAAAUUCAAAUCCAAAAAUGGUCUCAAAGAGAAAAAGAAGAAAGAAGUGAAUGAUAGUGAAUUGGAAGAAGGCGAACUAAAGUCUGCAGAUAACUCUAUUAGUGAAUCAGAGUUAGAAAACAUUGAAAAAUGUUCAAUUAGUACAAACUCAAUUACAGCACCUCCUGCCAAACCCGUAUCAGAUUCUGAAUCUACCACCGAUAAUUCCACUGCUAUUCCCAAUAGUGAUAAAGAGAAGUCCUCUGAAGAACAAUUGAAGUGUGAUGAAGCUGUGAAGAGUUCAGAUAGUUCUGCUGAUUCCAAAACCGAGGAUUCUAAUGUGGAUAAUGAAAGUACUACUGCUAUUGGAAGAAAAAGGUGGAUUCCACGGAAGGGAAAGAGGAAAAAAGUGAUGAAGAGGAAAGGGCCAGUAGUUGAUGCAAAUUCAAAAACUGACGAUGAAACUGGUAGUAUCGAAGACAUCAAGAAAGUGGAGCCUAUUGAUUCUACGGAAAGUGGUGAACCAAAUGAGAAACUUGAAGAAUCCAAAGAAUGUAAAGAACUUGAUAGUUGUAACAAAGAAGAUAAAACUGAUUCUAGAAUUGAUAGUAGUAUCAAAGAAGAUAAAACUGAUUCUACACUUGAUAAUAGUAACAAAGAAGGUGAAAAAGAUUCUAAAGAAGUCCAGAAUGGUCCAGAUGUAACUUGUAGUGAUGAGAGAUUGAAGAAAUCGGAGGAAGAUAACUUGUUAGAAGUGGAGGAAAGCGACGAUUAUCUUUUGUAUUUGGAAGAUAUUCUGAAAAAGAUACACGCCGAGUUCUACCAUUCGUACGAUUCCAAGCAGGAUGCUGAUCUGAAGCAGAUUGUGCCAACGUUGAAGGAGAAGGUUUUGGCGGGGACAAAGCUGGUUUUCAGCGGUCUGGUGCCAACUCAUGCAGCCCUAGAGCAGAGCAAAGCGUACUACAUCGCCAGAAGCCUGGGCGCCGAAGUGACCAAGGAGCUGGACAAGGAGACGACGCACCUGAUAGCGGUGAGGUCGGGAACGGCCAAGAUGAACGCCGCUAAGAAGAUGAAGCAUGUGAGGGUGGUGACUCCGGACUGGUUGUGGUCAUGCGCCGAGAGGUGGGAGCGGGUGGAAGAGCUCCUGUUUCCGGUGACUUGUGAGAAGACAAGCUCGCGUCACCCGCCACCACACUGCGUCAGUCCCACGCACGGCAUGCCCGCCCAGCGACAACGGACUCCCAGCGGUCGCUUCAUGGACACCAUCAACCCGCUCAUGUCGUUCUCGUCCGAGGACAUCGCCGACAUGGACGCCGAGGUCGAGGAUAUCUGCAACGAGUCGGAGAGUGACGGCGAGGGCGACGCCCAGGAGAGGCCCGCCAAGCGGAAAAAGUUCGAGUCCACUUUCGAAAACGACGAGUCUAGUUCGAGCUCGGCUGAUUCUCUUUCAGGGGAAAACAUCAGGGGCUGGAGCAAGAAGCGGCUGAAACCGGAAGAACCCGACAUGGAAGAGGAGGAGUCGCUGAACACGAGGUUCAGGAGGGGGGAAGAGCUUCCUAGCGACGUGGACCUGGGAGAGGACAGCGGCGCUAGUGUGGGCAGCGAGGAGCCCAUGGAUGAUAUCAGCGACGGUGACUGGAACAUGAUGGGCGCCGCCCUUGAACGAGAGUUCCUCGAGGGAGAUUGAACAGCCAAAAUGAUGGACGCUGCACUCGAGCGAGAAUUCCUUGAGAGAGAUUGAACAGCUGUGCAGUGCAGUGUACAAAGUGUACUCUAUAUAGUUGUAAUUCGUCUCAUCUCCACAAUACCUCUACGGUUUCUUUGCCAAUGCAUUCAACUCAGUGUACAAAGUGUAUUGUAGUUGUAAUUUGAUUUAUUUCAAGAAUACCUCUAGAACUCCAACCCUCAUUCAAGGCCAACUAAUAAGACAGUGUCCUAGUUGUAAUCAAUUCCUUUUCAGGAACACCUUUAAUAUUUUCAAUCCUCAUCCAAGGAUUCUUUGCCAAUAGAUUCAACUUGUAAGACAGUGUACAAAGUGUAUCCUAGUUGUAAUUCGUCUCACCUCAAUAAUACCUCUACCAUUUUUGAUCCAAUGCAUUCAACCUAUAAGACAGUGUACAAUGUGUGUCCUAGUUAUAAUUAAAUCCAUCUAUAAGAUUUUCAAUCCUCAUUCAAGGAUUCCUUGCUAAUAGAUUCAACUCAUAAGACGGUGUUAAAAGUGUACCCUAGUUGUAAUUUGUAAAAUCUCAAUAACUCCUCUACGACUUUCAAUCCUCAGCAGGUUAAUGCAUUUUGGCUGGGCAAAGGCUAAAAAUAAACUUUCUACUGGUCAUAUUUUUCAAAGUUUUUUCGAUUUGAAUACCAUCAAGCUAUCAAAAUGAAAAAGUUUUCUCAGGAAAACAUUUUUUUCGAUCAUUACUUUUUGUGAUAUGAGCCCCUAAAGUUUAAAUUUUUGGGACAGAACAUUUUAAAUUCGGUAAGAGAUUGAAAUGAGAUUUAUGAUGUUCAUGAUUAUUGAUUUACGAUCAAUGAGAUUUAGAGGAUACAUUCUUCAUGGUAUUUUUGAUUGAAUAAAACAAUUUUUUUUUCAAAUAUAUCAGUUUUUGAGAAAGUUAUUCGAUUUACAAAAAAGGACCAAAAAUAACUUUCAGUUGAGUUAUUUCUGGUAAAUUGAAUAACUUUCUCAAAAAUAGAUAUUUUCGAAAAAUGUUUGUUUUAUUUAAUCAACAAUACCAUGAAGAAUUUAUCCUCUAAAUCUCAUUGAUUAAUCUCCUACCAAAUUUGAAAUGUUCUGUCCAAAAAAAUUAAACUUUAGGCGCUCAUAUCACAAAAAGUACUGAUAGGAAAAAAAAUUUUCCUGAGAAAACUUUUUCAUUUUGAUAGCUUGAUGAUAUACAAAUCUGAAAACUUUGAAAAAUAUCACCAGUAGAAAGUUUAUUUUCAGCCUUUGCACAGCCUUAAGUUGGUUCUGUAAGUUUAGAAGCGCUCUAUUGCACAACUGUUUCAGUCAUGUAUCAUCUGCAUUCCAUUUUCUAUAUUUUAUUGAGGAACAUACAUUAUUUAUGAACUGAUGUCAAGUUUAUCUUUGAAAAUUCGAAUUACAUUAUUUAAGGUGUACAAGUGUUUUGUUUGAAUUUUUAUUGAUAGUCAAGCGUUUUUUUAUAUAGUUUCGCAAAGAUGAAUGUUUGAUGGAAGAUUGUAGUUCGUGAACAUAAAAUUUCAAGGAUAUCUUUAGCUUGAAAUCCAGCAGUCAUUCAGAAAUUGUUUUUGAAGUGACAAAACUCGAAAACACUUCUAUCCUGGAUUCUCUCUUUUAUUUGGGUCACCUAUGGUACUAGUGGAAGAGUAUCCAGUGUAGAAGUUACAACAUGUGGUCUAGAUUACUAAUUAUUUUCUCCGCUUUUAUCCUAGUAUUUUGAGGAUCCUUAAAAGUGGCGUGAGAUACUAGGUAUCUUGUUAAUAACAAAUUUCAAUGGUAACAAAACAGUUUGUUUAGACUUUUAUAGAAAUAUUACGUAUUUCUAUAAGUUGCGUAACAAUGAUUCAUUACCAAUAAUUUUAUUGUUCUGUUUGAGUUUGUUUAUAAUGUUGACUUUUUCUAUUAAAUGCAUUUUUUCUAAUCUCGAAACUUGAAGAUAUAGACUGUUGUUAAGAAGCUCUUUAAUUAUAGUACAGUACCUAUGUUUCAGUUGAUAUUAUUUAAAUCUGAAAUAAAUUUAUUGGUCACGCACACAAUUUGAUAUUUAAGUAGAAAUCUGUUUGAAAAUCCAGGAAAUAAUUUUCCAUAUUAUGUUUAUAAUAAUGUGUUCUUAUUAAUAGUCUAGUACAUGGACAUUUAGAAAUGUAUGCCACAAGCAUUUACAGACCAUUUCAGUAAAAUUCUACUUUAAUUUGCUUUGUAGACUUUUGAUUGUUGAUAGACAUCACACGUCAAUUUUAUGACCACUCCUAUUCAAUUAUGACCACUAAAAACCUAUUUAUUGUUAGCGGAAUUGCUUGUUUCUAAAAAAAAUGUUAAUUCACCAUAAAUAACUCAUUCAGUAUGUUGUACAACUCACUUUAUAAUUUAAUUGUUCAUGUUGGAAAUAGAAUGUGAUUUGCAGUCUGUGAUUAUAUUACAGUACUCCAAAAUCAUGAAAAAUGUAGGCUAAACUCAUAGUUUGAAUGAGCCAUUACUUUGUAGCUUGAUAUUUGAAUAUUGAACAACUAUUAAUAAUGUUUCUAUUAGUUAUCAUUUCGAAAUUUACCAGUAAACAUUAUUUUUCUAUCCAAUCGAAAUAACAUUUUUCAGCUAUUUCAAUAGGGCUACUUCAAAGUUUUAUUUAAACUAGUAGUGUUUCAAAGAAAAUAGAUUACUUGUAUUUUUCUGUAAUAAAGCAUGUUCUAUUUAUGGACUAAUAGCCUACUUUAAAGAAAUUAAGUUGGCAUAACAAUUAAUGAAUCAUCUUAAAUUAUAAUUUUUCUUCAACAGUUCAAUACGGUAUUUACUAUUCGACUCUUGCUGUGGAAUAAAUCUCUGGAUAUUAUCUUUUAGAUUAGGUUUUGUAUAACAUACAAUAUGAGUCCAAAAGAGUGGUUGCAUUAAUUUAAAUUAAACCUUUGUAAACUUAUUGAACCCAAAGAAAUGUUAUUUUUGAAUCUUGUUGAUACUUUUGUGAGUCCUCUUUUGUUUUAUUUUUAAUAAAAUAUCUGCUCAAUUAUGUACAUUUUUCUUGAAUUCCAUAGAAUUGGUUUGUACUUUAUUUUUUCCAAUAUUUGUAUGUAUUUAAAUUUCUCUAUCAUCAUUCAAUGAACUCCUAAUGAUUUUUUGUAUCUUCUUAAUUAGGGGAUUUUAUUAAUUAUUGCAUCAAUGUGAAAGGAUUUCUAGAGAAAUCUAGAAGAAAUUAACCCGAUAUGAUGAUUGUUUUAAUGCGUAGUACAGAAUACAGAAUCUUCAACUAAUACUCUUUUUCUUGACAAAUAUCAUUUUCAACAAUUAUUGAUAAGAAAAAAAUGAUCUAUUCACUCUUUCGCUUUGAUUGUUCAUUGAUGGUAUUCUGAAAAAAUGAUGACUUUCAAUCUUUUAAAAAUUUAUCUUAAUUGCUAAUAAUUAAUCAAUUUGUUUAUAAUCUAUUUGUGCAUCUGAAACAGGCUUUAAUCAAUAAUCAUUAUAAUUAUUAUUUUUUAGUAAUUUCGCUUGAAAAAUGUAUCAAUAAAUGAAGUAAGUUUUUGAUAUGUAGUCUUCUAAUUGCUUGCAAAAUGGCAAAUGACAUGAAAAUCAUUCAAUCAUUGAGUGACAACAUAGGUUAAAAUGAAACAAUAAUAUUGUCAUAUUUUCUUUUUUACCUAAAAAAAACUAUGAGGAAUUUCAUAGUUUCUCUACAAAUGUUUUGUUCUCACGUUCACUUCAAUCACUUUAAAAAAAUGAGGUGGCAAAUUUAAGUUUAGUGCAUACACCUGCUAUCCAAGAAAAAGUAUUCUUAUUUUCGCUUAGCAGUCUUCGCAUGGCUUUUAAAACUACUUUCUUUUGAAGUUUUCUUCGGUUAGAUAAUUGAAUAUUUUGUACCGUAUUAAAGUCUAUGUAAAGUUCUUCAAAUGUAGCGAUAGGCUAUAUCUGAAGCUUAUAAUAUAAUUCUCUAUAACUUCUCCAUCUCAUUUUUCCUUAUUUCAAAAUCUAUUAAAAUUUAUACAAUCAAAUAGAUGAAGUGGCAAACCCACAUCCGGUUGCAUAAAAGUCUGUAAACUUUUAAUCCAGAUAGAAUUCCACGAGAGCCAAUCAGAAAAAUCUUUAAUUGUUUCUGUGAAAUAUAAUCAUGUUUAAAAUGUAACAGGCUUUUGUGCAACCGGCCCCCUGUCUGAAAUUCAAAUGACCAAUGUUUUUUCUUACGUUUUCAGAGAGAAAAAAGUGACAAUAUCUUUGUAAUCUUGGUCGGUUCAAUAUAGCGCACUCUCGUAUAAUUUAUUGAGUUAAGAUCCUCUAACUUGCUGUAGUUUAAAAAAAUACAUUUAUUAUUUGAAUGAUCUAUAAUUAAUUAUUAUUAUUCAAAUUAUUUAUAGUUGAAAAAAUUACAGAUUAAAUACUUUCAUUAUGUGUGCAGCACCUUGAAAUCACGUCAGCAAUUUAGUAUACCUGUGAAUCUUCCCUCAAUUUUCAUCUACUGUAAUGGAAUACUGUCCAAAAUAAUGUUAGUUCAAAUAACAUUUUUUCAAGCACCAUUGAAAGAUCUCUUAAGUGCAAAUAAAUUGUAUAUUGAUGUAAAUCUUUCGUUGAUAAAUUGAUGUCAGAUUGUAGAAUACUAGGUAUUAAUAGAGGCACUCAUUAAUUUCGAUAUUAUUGUAAUGAAGAAUUUAUUAAUAAAUGUUCUUAAUUUAUUUAUAAUAUUAAGGACUAAUGAAUUCUAGUUCAUUUUGUCACUGUGAUAUGAUCUUGCUGCUAAUUUAGAUGUCUUGAUGUGUAACUUAUAGCCUAUAGUAAAAAGCAAUAAUUAACUUUUUAUUAUAACUGAUGGGUGUUCUUCGUUUCUUGAAAGAGAUGUUUCGUUUUGUUACUUGUUAUAACAAUGAUUGGUAAAAUAAAA